AUGGCUCCUCCUCCUCAGGGAAGAAAGAAGUCACAAGGCAGGAGAAAGAUAGAGAUGAAGCUGAUCGCCGAUGAGAACGCGCGGACUGUGACUUUCUCCAAGCGGCGGGCCGGGCUUUUCAAGAAGGCUACCGAGCUUUCCAUCCUUUGUGGGGCCCACAUCGCCAUAAUAAUCUUCUCCCUCGGUGGGCGGGCCUACUCGUUUGCCCACCCAAAUGUCGAGUCUGUUGUGGGCCGCUUCUUCAAUAGGAACCCCCCUAGCCCGAUCCCGGACCCACACGCUGUUCGGGCCCACAUGGCCAUGCUGGCCCAACUCAAGGAAGAGUGCGAAAAGAAGGCCCAGGAGCUCGAGGCCCAGAAGAGGAGAGGAAAAGAACUGGAGGCAGCACUCGAGGUCACAGACGAGCAGCUGAGUCGACUCGGAAUGGACCAACUCAGGGAUCUGAAGGAGAGGUUGGAGAAGCUGAGGGAUGGAAUGCUCGGGAGUUCGGCUAAGGAAGUGGGACCCACGGAGCACUUGGGUUCGGGAAAAGCUGCUGCUGAUGUGGCAAAUGUCGAGAGGGGAUGGCGUGGUGUUUAUGGGAUCCCGGCCGAUUGGUUGAAACUGUGA
Striga asiatica is the source of this 609-nucleotide messenger RNA. Lineage: Eukaryota; Viridiplantae; Streptophyta; Magnoliopsida; Lamiales; Orobanchaceae. The record is from the annotation of a GenBank genome assembly.